ACUUGUUGAGUAUAUGUUAUGCCACGAUUUUGAAGAAGCAUUGGUACAGCUCCUGCAAGUCCAAGCGGUAUACCCUGCAGGGUAUAAAGAAAUAGUAGCACAGCUAUAUUAAACUCAUCUCCCUUGAUAUUACUACGUCCCUCAGUUUGAUUAUCACCAUUUUCAAUCAAUUCCUCCUUCUCAGGUGAAUGUUUACGCUUAGUUAAUGGCAUGAUUGCAGCAAGUACAGCCUGGAAAUUGAUUGAAAAAUAUUAUAAAUCCAUAUGACACUAGGUACCAAUGUAGUAAAUACACGUCAUUGAAUUUGAUUCUCUUGUAUUUGUUCACAAACCUUAAUUUUGCCUGCAAUCAAUCAAUUUAUUAAAAUAAUAGUGGCUAUCGGUAGCAAAUUUUGAAAGUUAUAUUUGACCAUUCAUUCAUAUAUAUGUAUUAAUUACUUUAUUAAAUCGUGUAAAUUGAUUUAAAACAGUACGAGCACUUGAGCACCUCUUUUUGCCAUCACAAAUAUGACAAAUUGACAUUUGAUUGAUACCUCACGCUGACAGCUGCUGACAUGUCAGUAUUGUCAAAGGUUCUGCGUUGAUUUACCACUAAAUAAAACGCGACUGACAAAAUCAAAUGACUUCGUCAAAUGAUUUCAUCCUUGACAUUAUGUCAAUUUCAUGUGCAAUAUAAAAUUCAAUGACAAAUAGAAAUAACCAAAAUGUUUGUUGAUUUUUAAAACGUGUUUUUUUUUAGAAAUUUCAUUCAAUAACAUUGAUUUGCAUAUUGUCUAGUGACAACAUUUUCUUACAUGGGGUCAACUGUGCGCUCUUGUUUUUUUAAAUGUCUGUUGGGGUCCCAUGCGCCGAUAAAAUUAAUCCACAAUGUUGAAACAAUAAUUGGGCGCAGUAAAUUAACGAAUAUUAAAGAUCAGACAUGUUCUCGUCAGCAACUUUCUCUAAAAGCCAACUGUGAAGAGUGCUCGGUUGAAGUCAAACAACUGGGAGUAAAUACGUCAGGUCUAAAUGGAUUCGCUUUAAAAAGAAAUGUAGAGUAUAAAGUUGAACAUGGUUCCAGAAUUGAAAUUUUGUUAAACAAUUAUAUUCAUGUCAUAGAGUUUGAUCCUCCUCCAGAAAAUUAUGAAGAACCAAAAUUAAGCAAUAAAAGAAAAUUAGAAGAGGAAGAAGAAACUCCAAGGAAGAGAAAGAGUGUAAAAAUGGAGUCUGAUGAAGGAAAGGCUGGUAAACCUGCUGUAGAUAAUGUAUGGGAAGAUAUUGACAAAGGUGAAUUGUAUGUGUUCACUUCAAAAGGUGUCAAGCCUAGCCACAAAAUAGCAGCUUUUGAUAUGGAUGGUACUUUAAUAAAAACAAAAUCUGGCAAAGUACAUCCUGUUGAUACAAAUGACUGGCAAAUUGCUUUCCCAACAGUACAAAAAAAAUUAAAAGAACAUGUAGAAGAUAAUUACAAACUUGUGAUAUUAAGUAAUCAAGCUCCAAUAGGGAAUGGCAGGGUUAAAAUAGAAGAUUUUAAGAAAAAAAUUGAGAAUAUAGUAACUAAGUUGGAUGUUCCAUUUCAAGUGUACAUAGCUACUGGAAAAGGGUUUUAUAGGAAACCAACUACCGGGAUGUGGAAAGUGCUUUCAGAAAAAAAAAAUGGUGAUUUGAAAAUAAAUAUGGCUGAAAGUUUUUACUGUGGUGAUGCAGCUGGCAGACUUGCUAACUGGGCUCCUGGGAAAAAGAAAGACCAUUCAAUGGCUGAUAAGCUAAUGGCUGAAAAUCUAAACCUUAAGUUUUUUACACCAGAACAAUUCUUCCUGGGACACUCAAUAGCCAAUGUACCUAUGGCUAAACCUGACUUUAACCCAAAAGAACUUGCUGAUGCACCAUUUAAUGACAAUAUAAUAGGCAAAGAAAAAGAGAUUCUGGUCUUAGUUGGCUUUCCUGGUAGUGGUAAAUCAUUUUUAGCUAAAUAUAUUGAAAAGGAGUCUGGAUACAACUAUGCUACUGUGUGUAGAGAUGUCCUUGGGUCCUGGCAGAAGUGUGCUGCUGAAGCCUCUAAGUUGCUUGAGAGGGGUAAAAGUGUAAUAGUAGACAGUACAAAUCCUGAUAAGGAAUCGCGUGGGCGCUGGUUGUCACUGGCCAAAGAGAAGAAAGUAGGAUGCCGCUGUGCAAAAAUGACAACGACCAUAGCUCAUGCGAAACAUAACAAUAAAUUUAGAGAACUUAUGAAAGUCAACCACAUUCCAGUCAAUGAUAUUGUUUACCAUACAUACAAGAACAAAUAUGAAGAACCAUCAGUCAGUGAAGGUUUUAAAGAAGUGAUUGAUGUACCAUUUAGCCCUAGAUUUGAAGACAAAGAGUCCGAGAAGGUGUAUAGAAUGCACCUGCUUGAAAAAUAACGCUUAUAAUUAUGUUGUUUGUUAAUGAUUGCUAUGAAAUAAAACUAAGUUGAUGCGAA
Molecule: messenger RNA, 2439 nt
Organism: Spodoptera exigua (beet armyworm)
Lineage: Eukaryota; Metazoa; Arthropoda; Insecta; Lepidoptera; Noctuidae
Source: the annotation of a GenBank genome assembly